This is a messenger RNA of Danio aesculapii, 1429 nucleotides long. It is a transcript of the gene nudt9, whose product is annotated as nudix (nucleoside diphosphate linked moiety X)-type motif 9. The record is from RefSeq and is a predicted model, not a curated record. The transcript is spliced from 8 exons. Gene Ontology annotation, molecular function: ADP-ribose diphosphatase activity. NCBI's taxonomy places the organism in Eukaryota, Metazoa, Chordata, Actinopteri, Cypriniformes, Danionidae. The coding region runs from base 49 to 1053 and encodes 334 amino acids.
UCUCUCACUUCCUGGUUACUGCAGUAGUGGGCUUCGUGUGGAUCGGGAAUGAAAUCAGUUUCCCGUAAAUGGGUUGCGUCGGUACAUGUAGCGCUUAGUCUUAUUGGGCUCCCCUUCUCUGCUGGCACAAGUGGAACCUGCAGGAGGAACGGCAUUAGCAUCAUUCCCAGUGUCUUUGCAUCCUCAUCAUCAUCAUCAUCUCUCCACAUGGCUCCUCCCGCACAUAUUAAAGCUCGCUGUGCUGUGUAUCCUGGCUCAGACACUCACAGAUUUCCUGUCCCAGAUGACAAAGUUGACUGGGAGACAGACUGGCCCCAGUACAGCCCUGUUAACUACACAGCCCCCGCUGUGCUGAAAAAGCCUGUUUGGGCUGAUCUAGAGAUUGGUGCAUUUUGUCCACAGUUCAACUCAUUGGAUGGAUCUGUAGACAGAAGAAGCCAUGAGGGCCAAUAUCGCAUACAGAAUGGCAUACCACUUAAUCCACAUGGAAGAACUGGACUGGAGGGUCGAGGAUUACUAGGAAGGUGGGGUCCCAACCACGCUGCUGACCCAAUAGUUACCAGGUGGAAAAAAGACUCGUCAGGGCAACGUUUCCUUAACUCUAAUUCUAAAUUACCAGUAUUGCAGUUUGUAUCCAUCAAGAGGCUAGACUGUGGUGAAUGGGCCAUCCCAGGGGGAAUGGUGGAUCCUGGAGAGCGCGUUUCUCAAACGCUGCAGCGCGAGUUCUCGGAAGAGGCACUGAACUCUCUGAAAGCAUCUGACAGCGAGAGAGAAAAGAUCCAGAAGCGGAUCUCUGAGCUUUUCAGCUCGGCGGGUCUUGAGGUGUAUAAAGGUUAUGUUGAUGAUCCAAGAAACACAGACAAUGCCUGGAUGGAAACAGUUGCAGUCAACUUCCAUGAUGAAUCAGGAGACAGUGUGAGUGAACUUCCACUGCAAGCCGGUGAUGAUGCCGGUCAGGUGAGCUGGACCGACAUAGACUCUUCUCUAGCCCUUUAUGCCAAUCACUCUCAAUUCCUGAAGACAGUUGCUGAGGAAAGAAAAGCCCACUGGUAACAGAAAGCAAUUUAGAAGUGCCUCUCUGAUAUAACACGAAUGAAGGGGAAUAUAGUUUGACUAAAGGAUAUGAAGAAUUACUGUAUAUCUUGGAUGCUCAACUAAAAAGUAGGAUACUGGAGGUUAAUAAUAUAAAGAGUGACCCAUUAACUGCCGAAAUCACAUUCCAGUUAAUCAUAGGUUAACCUCAUUUAUUAACUUUUUCAAAAUCCAGUAUAAAGCACGGUUUUGGAAAAUAAAGGUGCACUGAUUAUUUAUAUAAUGUAUUCUGGUUGCAUUGAACUAAAGGCUAUAAACUCAAUAUAACCUUGGUCGCUGUAUGCAUGACUGACUCUGUAAUAGCCAAAGGAAUAAACCAUCUUAUACAGUACACUUA